This is a messenger RNA of Penicillium lagena, 504 nucleotides long. RefSeq names its product gamma-glutamylcyclotransferase family protein. Lineage: Eukaryota; Fungi; Ascomycota; Eurotiomycetes; Eurotiales; Aspergillaceae. The coding region runs from base 1 to 504 and encodes 167 amino acids. The transcript has a single exon. The record is from RefSeq and is a predicted model, not a curated record.
AUGCCUAAUCCUGCGAACCGCGAAACAGAACAGUGUCCUCCUCCACCCCCUCCACCCGAAAAUCCAGGGUCAAGAGUCUCCCCUUACGUCUUGAAACUUCGGACUGCCCCUCCAAACUAUUACUACCGAGCACCAAAAACUCCCGACUUUGUUGAUCCAUUCGAAGCGCCUACUGGUCCCUAUUUCUUCUACGGCACAUUGACCGACCCCUCCAUGAUUCGCGAGAUCCUUGAGCUAGAAGAUGAACCCGAACUUCGACCGGCACGCAUCUCAGGCUAUACAUGCAAGCUCUGGGGCCAAUAUCCCGCCUUGUUAGAUGCCUCAGACUCGACGGUUGAGGGUGCAGUUUAUCACGUGCAGACAGUGAAAGAUGGAGAGAGGUUGGCGACAUAUGAAACAAGCAACUACAGGCUGAUCCUUGUCGCAUUCGCUAUACCGAUAGUAAGGAGCCGGCCGAAGACGUGGGAUAUACAUUCAAAUUUAGAGGCGAUCAGAAAGAGUUGA